Molecule: messenger RNA, 360 nt
Organism: Podospora bellae-mahoneyi
Lineage: Eukaryota; Fungi; Ascomycota; Sordariomycetes; Sordariales; Podosporaceae
Exons: 2
Coding region: 1-360 (119 amino acids)
Source: RefSeq, a predicted model, not a curated record
AUGCAGAUGACACGCCGGGGGGCGAACUCAGUCGAGAGCAAUCGUCCCCUUGUCGGUAGGGGUAUAAUCUUCCUCCUCGGGGUGCACCAAAAUGCCGAGAGACUCCUCAGUCUCGUGAAAGUCAAGCCCCUCAUGGAUAUGCCUAAUCACGGGAUGCAGUCGAUCCCCGCGAUGAUCAACCAGCUCCCAAAGAAACUCCAGCUGAAGCCGACCAACACCUCGACGAUCUGCACCCACAACUGCCUCACGUUCCCAUCAAACACCACCCCCCCGGGAACAUCCAGCCCGCCAUACGCCGCCACCUCCCUCCGCGCAAACAAGCCCGUCAUGACGGUGGCCGCCACGCCACCAACACAAUGA